UUCCUUCCGGAUUCUUGGGUCCGGUAUGAGUUCAUUGAGUACCUCGGUAUCUUCGAUGUAGUCAUAGUGUUUGGCAUGUCUAUCCGGAUGGUACACGGUCGUAGCAAUUAUGAAGACGACUAUAACUAUGAUUAAUUGCUUUAACAUUGCUUUUAUAACGAAAGUAAAUUCAAUUUUGACAGUUUAGUGUGAAUGUAUGCAAUCGUUUGGUGGGAUUGACGUGGAGGUUACCAAAACAUGCGCAUUGUAACCUUACGUGGCAAAGCCCUGAAAGCUGACGACCAGUGAUGAGUUUUAUUUCUGUUUAUUUAUUAAAUUAAAUCAUAGUUACUUAAGUUUAUAAGUAAACAUGAAUCCACAGUACAUGCAAUAUGCGGGUGGAGCUCAACAGCCUCCUCCGCAAGGCAUGAACAGAUUGCCACCAUCACAGUCUCCGGGUGGUUUCCAGAAUGUGCCACUUGGCCCACCAAAGCCAGGAGCACCAUUCCCACCAUCUCAAUUUGGACAAUCGCAAAGUCCAUCUCUACUUGGACAGCAGAACAUUCGUCCACCAGCAAGUCAAUUACCACCCAGUCAACUUCCACCAAGUCAGAGGCCACCAGGUGGUGAUGGAAUGCUGUCCAUGCAAAAUGGAGCUGAUAUUGUGACUAGCUCAUUGUCCACUAAUCCAUCUCCAUCAAUACAAUCACUCAAUGAACCUGCAGUUCCAUCACAAAACAUUCCAACCAUUGGAAACCAAAUGCCUCCAACAAACGCUCCACAGGCAGGAAGGCAGUUUCCACCAAUGCAGCACCCGUUGCCGAGUCAAUCGCCGAUGGGUGGACAGCAAGGGAUGAUGCCCAAACCUCCAUCAACUAUGCCUAUUUCUUCGAGCAUGACAAACCACACGAUGCCGGAACAACCAGUUUCAUCGGCGCCAACUUCGAUGCCCGGUAUGCCGCCAAUGCGUCUACCAACACCGGGUCAAGGUGCUAUGCCUCAGAGGAGUAUGCCGGCACCGUUCAUGGGAAAUCAACCAUCAGGACAGGUAUUUAGUCAACCACCGAUGCCUGGGCAACCUCCGAUGUCUGCACCGCAAACUAUGCCUGGAUUGCAAUCGAAACCGCCGAUGCCUGGACAACCACAACCUAUGGUUGGACAACCGCCGAUGGUUGGACCACAAUCUUUGAAUCAACCGCCCAUGCCUGGUCCAGGUCAACCACCAAUGUCCAAUCCUCAAGCGAUGCCUGGACAACCUCCGAUGUCCACUCCACAAUCGAUGCCUCCGAUGUCUGGUAUGCAGCCAAAGCCAGGACAACCUAUGUCUAUACUACAAUCGAUGCAAGGACAACCACCAAUGACAAACCCACCAUCGAUGAUGAGACAACCGCCUAUGUCUAUGCCAGGACAACCACCCAUGUCUGGUCCACCAUCAAUGAUAGGUCAACCACCUAUGCCUGGCUCGCAACCGAUGCCUCCGAUGCCCGGUCUACAAUCAAAACCCGAUCUACCACCGAUGUCCGGGCCUCAACCGAUGCCAGGUCAACCACCAAUGUCCUCCCCACAAUCAAUGCUAGGACAACCACCAAUUUCUAACCCACAAUCAAUGCUAGGACAACCACCAAUGUCUACUCCACAAUCAAUGCUAGGACAACCACCGAUGUCCACCCCACAAUCGUUGCCAGGACAGCCUCCAAUGCAAGCAGGAGGACAGUGGCCGAUGUCCAGGCAACCACCCAAAAUGAAUCAACCACCGAUGCCAGGACAACCGGCUUUAAUCGGACAACCACCGAUGCCAGGACAACCGGCUUUAAUCGGACAACCACCGAUGCCAGGACAACCGCAGUUAAUUGGACAGCAACCACCAAUGCCAGGACAACCUCCAAUGAAAACACCUUGGAAUCCACCCAAUAACUCACCGUACGGAUCUAAACCAAUGCAAAGCAUGCCUCCUGGUCCUGUAAAACCACCGAUGCCAGGACAACCCUUCAAUUCGGCGAUGCCUCCGCAAAAUCAAUUCAAUCAACCCCCUAUGCCGAACCAGUAUGGAGCACCACCGAUGCCCGGUCAAUAUCCGAAUCCCUUAACCAAUCAGAUGCAAAACAUGAGCUUAUCAGGUCCAUACAACAACAAAGCUAUGAACGGAGACAACGGACCUCAUAUGCCUCCACCGCUGGGAAAUCAACAGCAGAACUACAUGAAUGGCCCACAGCAAAAGCAAGGAUACCCACCAAUGCAACCACCGAUGGGCGUUGGCCAACCGCCCAUGCCUGGACAAUACCCAGCGCAAGGAGGAUAUCAACAACAGCAGCAACAACAACAAAGGAGAUUGGACCCUGACCAGAUGCCAAGUCCGAUACAAGUUCUUCAAGAUGAUCAAACCAAUCGAUCCGGUAUAUUCUACGUAAAUCAGAAGGGUUUAGUGCCUCCACUGGUAUCUACCAAAUUCGUUGCGCAAGAUCAAGGAUUCGCAAGUCCUCGUUUCAUCCGUUCGACUAUGUACCAUGUUCCAGUCAGCAAUGACUUGAUGAAACAAACGUCGGUACCAUUUGGUCUUGUCAUUAGUCCGAUGGCAAGAACUAUGGAAGGUGAAUACAUGCCUCCAGUUGUUAACUUCGGUGAGCUCGGACCGGUAAGAUGCAUCAGAUGCAAAGCUUACAUGUGUCCCUUCAUGCAAUUCAUCGACUCCGGCAGGAGAUUCCAGUGCCUCUUCUGCAAGGCUGCCACCGAUGUUCCUGACGAAUAUUUCCAACAUUUAGAUCACACCGGUCAACGCAUGGACAGAUACGAGCGUCCGGAAUUGGUAUUGGGAACGUACGAAUUCACUGCCACUAAAGAUUACUGUAGAAACAACAAGAUUCCAAAACCACCUGCGAUUAUUUUCGUAAUCGAUGUAUCUUAUAACAAUAUCAAAUCGGGAAUGAUCCAUUUGCUGUGCUCUCAAAUGAAGGAGAUCAUCAAAAACUUGCCCGUUGAUGCGAACCAGGAAAAGAGUAACAUGCGCGUCGGUUUUAUUACCUACAACAGUUCAGUUCAUUUCUAUAACAUUAAAGGUAAUUUAGCUGCUCCGCAAAUGUUGGUGGUUGGAGAUACCCAAGAGAUGUUCAUGCCUUUGCUCGAUGGAUUUUUGUGCACUCCGGAGGAAUCUGAAACUGUAAUCGACGCUCUCAUGGAGCAAAUUCCUGCAAUGUUCGCCGAAACGCGCGAAUGCGAAACCAUUCUCAUGCCGGCUAUUGUAGCUGGUCUUGAAGCUCUGAAGGCUUCUGAAUGCGCCGGUAAAUUGCUCGUGUUCCAUUCGACGUUGCCAUCCGCUGAAGCUCCCGGUAAACUGAAGAACAGGGAUGACAGAAAAUUGCUUGGAACAGACAAGGAGCGCACGAUUUUGCAGCCGCAAAAUCAAGUAUACAACCAAUUGGGGCAGGAUUGCGUGGGUUCUGGUUGUUCCGUAGAUUUGUUCCUCUUCAACAACGCUUAUGUGGAUGUGGCUACCAUCGGUCAAGUGGCGCGUUUAACAGGAGGCGAAGUCUAUAAAUACACUUACUUCCAAGCGGAUUUGGAUGGAGAGCGUUUAGUCAAUGACAUCAUUACCAAUAUCAGCAGACCCAUUGCUUUCGAUGCUAUUAUGAGAGUGAGGACGUCGACAGGAGUGCGCCCAACUGAUUUCUACGGACAUCUCUUCAUGUCGAACACGACGGAUAUGGAGUUGGCUUCCAUAGAUUGUGAUAAGGGUAUAGCCAUUGAAAUCAAGCACGAUGACAAGUUGCAGGAAGAGGAAGGCAUUUACAUCCAAAUUGCUUUGCUGUACACUUCCGUUUCUGGUGAACGUAGAUUGCGUAUUAUCAAUCAAGCACUGAAAACUUGCUCGCAGAUGGCAGAUUUGUACAGGAGUUGCGAUCUGGAAACGAUAGUCACUUUCUUAGCCAAACAGGCUACCUACAAACUGCUGGAUAAUAACCCGAAGGCGGUGAAAGACAACAUCGUUCAAAGAGCUGCUCAGAUGUUAGCCAGCUAUAGAAAGAACUGCGCGAGUCCCAGCAACGCCGGACAACUGAUUCUGCCCGAAUGCAUGAAACUUUUGCCGCUCUACGUAAACUGUUUAUUGAAGAGCGAUGCAAUUUCUGGAGGCGCUGAUAUGACUGUAGACGAUAGAUCUUUUGUGAUGCAAGCAGUUAUGACUAUGGACGUUCCAAACGCCAUUUCCUAUUUCUAUCCACGUUUGAUUCCUCUGCACGACAUUAAACCCACUGGAGAUGACAACGUCGAAAUCCCGGAACCGAUCAGGUGCACAGUCGAAAAAGUAUCAGAUCAAGGAGUCUACAUACUAGAAAAUGGAAUAUACAUGUUCCUUUGGAUUGGUUUAGGCGCAAACCAAGAGUUCAUUCAGCAAGUAUUUGGUGCCCCAUCUGCCGUACAAAUUAACAUCGAUCGCAUUAAAUUACCCGAAUUGAACAAUCCAAUGUCCGAAGCUGUUAGAUCUGUGAUCGAUCAAAUUAGAAUCCAGAGACAUAGAUACAUGAGGUUAACUUUGGUGAGGCAGAAGGAGAAGUUGGAGAGCGUCUUCAAGCAUUUCCUUGUAGAAGAUCGUGGCCUUGACGGCUCCUCCGGCUACGUCGACUUCCUGUGUCACAUGCACAAAGAAAUUAGAUCGUUGUUGAGCUAGCGAAGCGGCUGAUCCAUAUCUACGAAUAAGCAGAUUUCAUUUUACUCAUUUUAUUUUUUUAUUGGGGUGUAUGUAUGCGAGAGAUUACAGUGGAUUAAGAAGAAUAGUUUAAGAUUAUUAUGUAAAUAUAUAUACGCUACCCAAAAGAAAAAAAA
Molecule: messenger RNA, 4794 nt
Organism: Nicrophorus vespilloides
Lineage: Eukaryota; Metazoa; Arthropoda; Insecta; Coleoptera; Silphidae
Product: protein transport protein Sec24C
Exons: 8
Coding region: 350-4639 (1429 amino acids)
Biological process (GO): endoplasmic reticulum to Golgi vesicle-mediated transport; intracellular protein transport; COPII-coated vesicle cargo loading
Cellular component (GO): COPII vesicle coat; endoplasmic reticulum exit site
Molecular function (GO): zinc ion binding; SNARE binding
Source: RefSeq, a predicted model, not a curated record